Messenger RNA from Oncorhynchus gorbuscha (pink salmon), 2836 nucleotides. RefSeq names its product ephrin-A1-like. Bases 177 to 878 code for a protein of 233 amino acids. NCBI's taxonomy places the organism in Eukaryota, Metazoa, Chordata, Actinopteri, Salmoniformes, Salmonidae. Gene Ontology annotation, cellular component: plasma membrane. Gene Ontology annotation, biological process: ephrin receptor signaling pathway; axon guidance. The record is from RefSeq and is a predicted model, not a curated record. Gene Ontology annotation, molecular function: ephrin receptor binding. The transcript has 5 exons.
ACCACCAUUAAACUCCAUAGAAGGAGGUCUCAACCCUACAGAAAAGCAGGACCUAUAGACCAGCACCCUUAUCAUACAUUUCUUUUGACAGUGUGCACAUCCUGCACAGACUUAUUCUGCAGUAACUGACAGUAUUUGUUGGUGUUUCGUUUUGUUCUGGUCCUAAAUCCCCAGCUAUGGAUUUGGUGUGGCUGGUGUGUCUGGCUGUGAGCUUCGGAACCUGGUUCGCCUCCGCAGAGAGACACAGCGUCUUCUGGAAUAGCACAAACCCAAAUUUCCUAUGGGAUAAGUACACAGUGGAGGUGAAAAUCAACGACUACCUGGACAUCAUCUGUCCUCACUACACGCGUGGGGAGCUGCCUUCCCAGGAGGCCGAGCGGUACGUGCUGUACAUGGUAGAGAAGGAGGACUAUGAGGUGUGUAAGCCCCACUCCUUCGACCAGCUGCGUUGGGAAUGUUCCCGGCCCUUCGCUGCCCACGCCCCCGAGAGGUUCUCUGAGAAGUUCCAGCGCUUCACCCCCUUCACCCUGGGCAAGGAGUUCAGACAGGGAGAGAGCUAUUACUAUAUCUCCAAGCCGCUGCAUCACCACGGCCAGGAGUGUCUGAGACUGAAGGUGGAUGUGGUUGGACCUCAUGGUUCUGGGAAGGCCAAGGCUGACAAAGGCAAGGAUGGAGCGAUGGAUGGAGGAAAGGAAAAGAUGGGAGGAGGAGGAGGAGGAGGAGGAGUGCACAACCCCUCCAACAGGCUUCCAGCCGAUGACCCUACUGUGUUGGAGCCGAAGGUUCAGAAGAGUGUGGGUAGUUCAGGUGUUCAGCUGGUCUCCCUGUCGGUCUUCUUCACCCUGUUCCCCGUCCUACUAUCCCUGUUACUAGGUUGAGACUGAGUUAAAGACUUAGCUACAGAGACACUGUCAACCCAAUGCUGGACAUUGGCACAGAGAAGAUUUUUAUAGAUAUUUUUAUAUUUGCAACUGGACUGAGCUGCUGUUGUGUGUGUGUGAGAUUGGAAUGUGGAUCGUUCCAGAGACUAUGAUCUUCAAGAGUAUUUUCUGAAGGAUGUUUUUUUUAAAUGAAAGGGGAUGGAUGCUAUUCCCCCUUUUUUUCUCCUUUUGAUCUGUAUGGACACUUGGAAACCCCACUGACUCUGGAACAGAUCUAACUGGAAACGUGAUGUACUAAUCAUUAUUACAAAACUGACAAAGGGAUAACUGUUUUCAUGAUUACCCUGAAUUGAUGUUUAACAGUGAUAUACACUGAGUGUAAAAACACAUGAUCAGCACCUUCUUAAUAUUGAGUUGCACCCCCUUUUGCCCUCAGAAAAGCCUCAAUUUGUCAGGUCCUGGACUCUACAAGGUGUCGAAAGCGUUCCACAGGGAUGCUGGCCCAUGUUGACUCCAAUGCUUCCCACAGUUGUCAAAUUGGCUGGAUGUCAUUUGGGAGGUGAAAGAUUAUUGAUAUACACAGGAAACUGUUGAGGGUGAAAAACACAGGAGUGUUUGUUCUUGACACUGUACCUACUACCAGACCCCAUUCAAAGGAACUUCAAUAUUUUGUCUUGUCCAUUCACCCUCUGAAUGGCACACUUACACAAGCAAUGUCUCAAUUGUCUCAAGGCAUAACAAUCCUUAUUUAACCUGUCUCCUCCCCUUCAUCUACACUGAUUGAAGUGGAUUUAGCAAGUAACAUCGUAGCUUUCACCUAGUCAGUCUGACAUGGAAAGAGCAGGUGCUCCUAAUGUUUUGUACACUCAGUGUAUAAUGUAGGUACAUAUUCUUGGUUCAAUCUGAAAUAGUUUGAGCCAAAGCCUACUCCUCUGAAACGGCAUGUUUCCUCCUCUACAUGUAGAGACUAUUGAUGUAUAUAGAUGUAUAUGUAUUAACUGACCUUCCUCUAAGAACGGUUCAUGUCUUAUUUUGUGUAGUAGAUACUCAGGUCAAUGUUUCUUCUUGACAUGUCACUAAAAUCAAACUAAAGUGUAUUUGUCACGUCCACAGGAUACAGCAGGUGUGAACAGUACAGUAAAAUGCCCUUCCUCAACAAUGCAGUAUUCAAUUAUAAUUCACUGUACAAAACCCAAUGAUGUGACAGAUACAUACUCUAACGCACAGAUUAGCACACACUAGAACAAAACACACAUUCUAUGUUGUAGAUAUACACAUAUUUACAUAACCAGAUCCUCUGUCAUUGAGAUGGUACAACAGCUUCUUGUGAACAAAUUGGGCUUGUUUUAGUCAUUGCUGGUUUGCUUUUCUAUGUCUUUAUGGUUUAGUGUUGGAACAGAUGUGUGUGUAUAGGAACGAGAUGGAGGGAAUGGGAGUUGAGGGGAAGGAGGAGAGCAAAGCGCUAAUGACAGGAUUCUGAGUGGGUGUUGUGAUUGCAUGACGGCUGGGAGCUGUGCUUCCUUCCUUUACUGAUGGUCAUUCAUGGCAUACUCUGAUAUACUGUAAACAACGUCACACAAACAACAUAACCGGUACACUGGACAUUAUGGUGUGUGCACAGCACAGUAGGUUGGUGGCACCCUAAUUGGGGAGAACUGACUCGUGGUAAUGACUGGGGGUGGAAUGGUAUCUCAUACAUAAACACAUGGAUGCCAGGUGUUUGAUUCCAUUAGCUCCGUUCCAGACAUUAUUAUGAGCCGUCCUCCCCUCAGCAGCAUCUGGUUUACAGGUGUUACACAAAAUGCAAAGGAAAUCCCUACAUACAGACACUGUAUUGUAAUUUUGUUUUUGUAAAUCUUUGUAUGGAAAAUGUGUACAUAGAAAAAUAUAAAUAACAGCAUUUGUUUAAAAUGUGAAAACUUUAAUGUAAUUAAAAAACAGUAUGAUAAAUCUGA